Molecule: messenger RNA, 2060 nt
Organism: Piliocolobus tephrosceles (Ugandan red Colobus)
Lineage: Eukaryota; Metazoa; Chordata; Mammalia; Primates; Cercopithecidae
Gene: ORMDL1
Product: ORMDL sphingolipid biosynthesis regulator 1
Exons: 4
Coding region: 155-616 (153 amino acids)
Cellular component (GO): endoplasmic reticulum membrane
Source: RefSeq, a predicted model, not a curated record
GGUGGUAGCAGCGGCGGCCUUUGCUGAGUUUUCUCUGUCCUGGAGCGCUCAGGCUGUCGGUCUGGCAGGGGGAACUCCCUUGAGGGGCCUCUGCGGGUCGCCGUCUUCGGACGCAUCGGCGACGGCAGAGCCGACGGCCUCUUCACGAGCAAACAUGAAUGUUGGAGUUGCCCACAGUGAAGUGAAUCCAAAUACCCGUGUCAUGAACAGCCGGGGUAUGUGGCUGACAUAUGCAUUGGGAGUUGGCUUGCUUCAUAUUGUCUUACUCAGCAUUCCCUUCUUCAGUGUUCCUGUUGCUUGGACUUUAACAAAUAUUAUACAUAAUCUGGGGAUGUAUGUAUUUUUGCAUGCAGUGAAAGGAACACCUUUCGAAACUCCUGACCAGGGUAAAGCAAGGCUCCUAACUCAUUGGGAACAACUGGACUAUGGAGUACAGUUUACAUCUUCACGGAAGUUUUUCACAAUUUCUCCAAUAAUUCUAUAUUUUCUGGCAAGUUUCUAUACGAAGUAUGAUCCAACUCACUUCAUCCUAAACACAGCUUCUCUCCUGAGUGUGCUAAUUCCCAAAAUGCCACAGCUACAUGGUGUUCGGAUCUUUGGAAUUAAUAAGUAUUGAAAUGUUUUGAAACUGAACAAAAUUUUUUACAGCUGCUGAAUUUCUUAUAAGAAAGGAGUGGUUAGUAAACUGCACUGUUUCUGUGAUAAUGUGAAAUAAGAAGUAUUUACAUUGGAGGGCCAAUGGCUGGUCCUUCAAGUGCUGUUUUGAAGUGCAGAUUUCCAUUAAAUGAUGCCUCUGUUUAAUACAUCUGGUAUAUUUCUGAAGAGGGGCUUUAUAAGCAGGCUGGGCAGGCCCAGCUUGUAAGUUCAAGGGCAUCACAGUGAGGGUGUAGUAGAUAAAUUCAAAGAAAUAAGAGAUUUGUAAAAAACUAGGACCAGCUUAACUUAUAAUGAAUGGGCAUUGUGUUAAGAAAAGAACACUUCCAAUCAUUCAGCCAUGGUUAGUUAAAGCAGACUUACAUGUAAACCGGAAUCAUCUCUAUACAAGUUUAUUAAAGAUUAUUUUUAUUACCAUACAUAUUUCUCUUGUUUUAUGUAAGAGGAUGUAUAUCCUCUUGUUUUAUACAAGCCAUUUCUCACUUAUGAGGGUACUUUUUUGGUUUUGCUGGCACAAUAUUGUGUAUUGGUCAGUGAGGCCAUUUUUACAUUUAUUACAUUACAGAGUUCAUGGAGGUUCACCUUUGUGACUGAUUGGUGAUAGAAAAUAGCCAAGUAUCUUACAAGCAGCCUCUGAGUCAGUGUUCUAAUUUUGGAACAAAGCGGGUUUUACUGCUUUUCCAGACACAAGGCUGCUAACCAAUUAAGAAAAUAAUUUAUUUCUUUCAAGCAACUAAAAAGUAAUGGUAAUUUAAAGGCGUCUGCUUAUUUGGUUGAACAAUUGAAUUGGCAAAGUUUGUCAUCAUUUGAAAAAGGAAAUAUAAAAGGAACAACCAUAUAGCCAACCUGUGGCAGAAAUGAUGUCUCUAGCAAUAUUACCAACGUAAGUAAUGGAGUCUUUUUUGGCAGGUCUGCAGUAAAAGAUAACAUUUUCUUUUCUUAGUCCUCCUGCUCUCAACCCCCAUAUUUUGCCCAUGAAUAGUUUGCCUUUGAAUACGUGGGUUUUAGUAUAUAUAGCCCAAAAUGGUAACUGUCUCCAGAACAGCAACCACACUGAAUUCUUGUGACUUAGGAAAGCUUUCUAUAGUUGCUGACAUUAAUUGCAAGAAAUAACUGUAUACUGCUUUGAGAAGCAAACAUGUCAAAAAAACAAAGUUCAGAUAUGGGACAAAAUUUAAAAAUUCAGUAACAUUUAUAAACAUAAUUGAAUGAAAAGAGUUAUAGACCAACUUAAACAUCAAUUCGUGUCAGUAAACUGACUUUUGGGGGUAAUGAUCAUUGUUUUGUAUUUCAAAAGUAUUGAGUUUAGAAAUCAGUUGUAUGAUACUACCUUUGUAUGUCUGUCUUUUCCCAUGUAUUUUUAAAUAACUGGUGACCCAUAAUUUAAUAAAAUUUUUUCUUGGUGU